AUGGCUCCGUCGGCUCCAUCCAUGCUCCGCCAUCUUGACCCGUCUCGGCGCCCCGGGGAGAGCCGUUCCACCACAGUGCUCUCCCCUGCUCUGGAUCAGGCCGUGUUUUUCCUCCGCAGCCACGCCGUCACGCUUUCCGCAGCUGAUGGGGUCAACGUCUCCUCGUCGAUGGCUGUGGGGAAGGCACUGGAGGCCCAGCUCUCCGUGCCAGUGCACUCCCUGCGGGUCACGGCUCACCACCCCGAGCACUUCUUCGUCACCUUCACGCAGCCAGCUCACCAGGUGAACGCCGUGCGCCGGGGCUCCAUCCGCGUCGACGGCGCUUGUUUCAACAUCAGCCCGUGGCACGAGCACGACCUCGCCACGUUCGACUCCCUCCUGCUCCACGUCCGCGUCGUCGUAGAGAAAUUUUUUAUGCACUUUUGGUCGGUGGAGGGGGCGGAAGAGAUCCUCGGUAGGCGGGUGCGCGUCGACCGCCUCGACAGCCGGACCCUAGAGCGGGGGUGGAGGACUGGACGCCGCCCUCUCCACGCUCCUCCCACUCCGUCCAGAGCGGUCUGCCGUCGUCCGGCUCCGACGACGAUGACUCCCCCUUCCCGAUGGUGGCCCCUGCAUCUUGGACGAUGGGGGUGGAGGACGGCCAAAGGAGCGACCGCAUGCAUCGCCUGGCUCAUGCCCCCGUUACCAGCCUGGGUUGCCGGGGCGGCCCUAGGGACGGCCGCUCGAGAGACCGCGACGACGAGGGAGGACCGGGUGCAGGUGGACACAGGUCCUGGAAGGACGUCCUCCUUUGCCGCGGCGCCUCGCGUGCUCCUCGCGCUACGCCUUCGCAGCGCCGUCGAAGCCGAUCCCCGCCGGCCAGGCGCGGAUCGAGGGAGUCCUCGGGCCGUCGCUCGGGGGCUGGGAGGACCACUGCGCCAGCUAGACGCCAGUCGAGGCCCUCACGUGAGAGCUCCACUCCUGCAGGGGCUCCCAAGGCCACGGUCUCCGCCGCUGCGGCCACCCAGCCCACCCCUGUUGCGAGGACCAACGCCAGCGGGAAGGACCCGGUCGAGGAAUUCUUCAGGACGGCCAAGAAGCCCACCAUAG
Molecule: messenger RNA, 1089 nt
Organism: Hordeum vulgare subsp. vulgare (domesticated barley)
Lineage: Eukaryota; Viridiplantae; Streptophyta; Magnoliopsida; Poales; Poaceae
Exons: 2
Coding region: 1-1089 (362 amino acids)
Source: RefSeq, a predicted model, not a curated record